AUGGCUAAGAAGCUUUUGACUAAGAAGAUUACUUUUGUGAUAUCAGUUAAUAUCGUGCAAAUUAAGAUAAAAACAAACAUUGUUUUCGUUCAUUCCAUUUUACCAGACAGAACAGGUUUUAAAAUGGAAUCUAAUCUGAGUGGCGACACUGCACUGGCAGCUAAUGUAGUAAUUAGCUGUAUUAUUUAUAUGUCGACUGUUUUUAUCGUAUCGCUCGUGAUUAAACUAUCGUUAAGGACAUGCCAAGAUAGAUUGACGUUCGUAAACCUCGCCGACGACGCAAAAUAUCAUCUGACAUCGCUGUCAAUGGAAAUCGUUGAAAUCACCGAACAUUAUUGUUACACCAUGAACAUCGGAAUAAUACUGAAAUUGUAUAUUUUAUCGGGAAAGAUGGCCGUGGUGAUAUUGUUAAAAUUGUUUUGUAAUUAUUUGAUAAAACUAACGACCAAUUCGUGUGCGUAUUACGUAUUUCGUACAAAUUUAGUGUUCAUAGUCUAUCACACCAGUCCAUUGGCAUUGUCUGUCGUAACUAAUUUGCGCAACUUCAUUAUUCAACUCAAACAUCGUAGACGAAGAAAAUAUACGACGAGUUGUCCGGAUGGUCAUAUUACCAAUAACUACACAAAGGCGUUAAGAGACAUUGUUGUACAAGAUUUGUAUCAAGGCGUAAACGUCUUAAGAAGUAUAGUGGCAUUAAUCGCAUCAAGUUACAUUAGCAACAGGUGCACUUUGGCACUGUGGUCCGUUAACAUGCUGAACACGGAGAGAACGUUCUUCAAGACCCGAUGCUCUAGGAAUUUAAAAAUUGCUGACACGUUGAACGCGGCCACCGGGGAAGCCGUCAUCACUUUCGCGUACUUGGCCAUGCAGUUGGGUUUGCGAAAGGCGUGUAAGUGCUUGCGGGUGUCCAAAAAUCUAUUGACAUCGUUUGUACUGAUGUACAUAAAUAUGACCGUGUUCAGAUACACCGGCGUGCUGAUGAAUCCGACUUACGCGACGGCCUUGAUGUACGGUUGUCCCGGACAAAUCAAUAGGGACCAUUUCAUCAUUUUUUGGAUCGGACCAAUCAUCGGUGCACUCGUCUUUAAAGACGUCGUCAAAAUAACACAAAUUAUGUCAUCUAUUGACGACUUGCAUAAUUUUGGAAUGUUAAAAACCUUGCACGCUAUAGUUGAGGACAAUAAUCGUAAACGCGAUGAAAGCGAACAAAAGAAAGAACAACUACGAUUUCGGUUACAAAAAGGUGAACGGAAACAAAGCAAUAGUGAACAAUUUACACAAGAAUACGUAUCGUUGGAAAAAAAAAUACAAAUGUUCAAACAGAAAGAAGAAGAAAUUGAUUCGAUUAUCGAGAAGUGUACGGCCGAUGGGGAACAUACAGCAAUACGAAGAGAAACGGAAAAAAACUAUGUAGACAAAUGGGAAAAGGCUAGAAUAGAAAAUUUCAAAUUUCAAUUUAAAUCUGAAGAACUAGAAUUACAGAAAUUUAUGGCAGAGUUACAAACCAAAAUGAAAACGGAUCAAAUCGUAGAUGAAGAGAACGAAAAAUUUUUGGACUACACUAUAAAGGAAUUAGAAAAACAAAUCGAGUAUUGGGAAUGUAAAUAUAAAACUGAUACUAAGGAAAUUGACGAACAACUAGAGAACCUUAUUAUAACAUUGGCAGAAAAAUCCAAAGAAAUAGAAAGUUUAAAAAAAACAUUUAAUGAGAGGCAAAAUAUUAUCGAGGAUCAUGCCAAAAAUAAACAAAGAGUGGAAGAAGAGAAAAAACUUAACGAACACAUGGAAAAAAUGGCCACGAAAAUUCAAGCAUGGUGGAGAGGUACAAUGGUCAGGCGUCGCCUAGGUCCAUAUAAACAUCUGUCGGGGCCUAGAAAGAAGAGUAUUAAGAAACCGUUAAUGAAUAAAGGGAAAAAAACGAAGAGCAAAUAGUUUAUUAUUUAAAAAUAAAUAAUAGUUAGAGUUAUAGUGGUUAUUAAUUUAUUAUUUAUCUGUACCUGUCAUAAGUCGCAACAUCUAUUAAAAUAACUAUUAAAAUUAUCAUUGGAUAUUAUCAGAUUUUAAAAAUGUAUUGGCAUUACCUUGAAUUUCAAUACGUCAAGUUUUAGGUAAUGCACAACCAAAAUCUGAAAAUAAUGUCAACAGGUUUUAAUAAUUGAAAAGUUUAUAAACGAUUGUUUAAAUGGGCAAAUAACACGGAGAUUGACCAAGGUUUUGGUAAUUAAAAUAAGCCUGAGUACGUGUACAGUUAUUAUAUAAGAAAACAAAUAAUUAAAAAAUUUGUGCGCCUCUUCUAAAAAUAAAGGUAAAAUUAAAAACGAAAAAAUGUCCAAAAUCAAUAUUUGAUCAAAAACGCCUGUUUUUUUCAAUUUCUUGGAAGUUUUUCCCACCUUCAGGUGACUGUCAGGACCAUAUACCGACUACAGAGUAUACCAGAAACUAAAAUUGUGUGCGGUACGAAAUUAAAAAGUGUGUAGUAAUAAUUACCGAAUUAUGAAAUGUUGUAGGUAUAUUUAAAUAAAGUUAGAGCUAGAGGCCGGAAUAAUAUUCUCUUAAAAAGUUGAAAAUAUUCUUCCGAUAUUCGUUAAAAACCAUAUAAUAAAAUAUGUAAAAAUGUGUUUUUAUAUUAAUAUAUUCUUUUAAAUUAAAAAUAUGCCUUUAUAUGCAAAAGUAUGAAGUACAUAAUACAAAAAAAUACUAAUAUAAAUCGGUAUACCUAGGUAGUAAAUAAUAAUACAGCUUAAAAAAAACUUUAUCUUAUAGCCACUCAGGAGAAUGAAAAGUGGCCGCCGGCGAUAUGUCAACAAGCUUUUUUUUUUCGAAAAACAGGAGUAUUACCAUUCUAUAAUACAUUUGUAAUAGGUAAUUAUAUCUAAAUCUAGUAUUUCACUUUGCGAACUCAUCACGGAAAUUCACCGUGCAUCAGUAGCAAAUCAGUGGCUACUUCUCAUUCUCCUGACUAUAGUUAACAUUUUAUUUACUUAAUUAAAUAAGAUUAAUGACGUAUGUUUAAUUAAGACAAUUUUUCAUCGUUAUUUACAGACUAUAUAUUUAUUAUUAUAUGGGGUAUAAUUAUCGUAUAUACGAUGGUAUAUAAUACA
Molecule: messenger RNA, 3101 nt
Organism: Metopolophium dirhodum (rose-grain aphid)
Lineage: Eukaryota; Metazoa; Arthropoda; Insecta; Hemiptera; Aphididae
Exons: 12
Coding region: 1-1932 (643 amino acids)
Biological process (GO): transmembrane transport; cilium organization
Cellular component (GO): cytoplasm; motile cilium; membrane
Molecular function (GO): channel activity; protein binding
Source: RefSeq, a predicted model, not a curated record